CGAGCGCCGGGUUGUUCUAUUCAUUCUCAGAAUGGGUGGCGUAGCGGGUAGAGCUGCAGCGGUGGAGACCCGGGUUCGAUCCUGACCUCGGGUUCCGCCUCUGUGUGAAGUUUGCACGUUCUCCCCGUCAAGUCAAGUCACAUAAUAUAGCGCAUUUAAAAAACAACUCUCGUUGGCAAAAAUGCUUUACAUUUGUUAUAAGAAUAGCACAACAAAACAAGCUACAUACAUAUAUACAUGUAGCCCUCACUCAGAGGACGUCAGGAAAGGCUUGGGAGUAUAGAUAAGUCUUUAGUCUUGACUUAAAAAAGUCGAUGGAGGGGGCAGUUCUGAUGGGAAAGGGGAUGCAGUUCCACAGUCUAGGAGCUGCAACCGCAAAGGCACGGUCGCCCCUGAGCUUAUGCCUAGACCGUGGGAUAUUCAGCAACCACAAGUCGGCCGAUCUGAGGGGCCUGGAGGUGGAGUGGUGGGUGAGAAGACUUUUUAUGUAGGUGGGGGCAAGCCCAUUGAGUGCUUUGUAGACAUGGAGGAGAAUCUUGAAGUUUAUACGGAACCGCACAGGGAGCCAGUGGAGAGAGGCCAGGGUCGGGGUGCUGUGGUCCCUUUUUCGGGUGCCCGUCAGGAGUCUCGCUGAGGCUUUUUGGACCAGUUGCAGGCGGGACAGGGAAGAUUGGCUGAUGCCAGUGUAAAGGGAGUUGCAGUAAUCUAGGCGUGACCGGGUGGGUUUCCCUCGGGUGCUCCGAUUUCCUCCCACAUCUCAAAGGUGUGCGAAGUUGGAGGUUAAUUUCCCUCUGCAAAUUGUCCCCUAGUUUGAAGGGAGUGGAUACGAAAGUGUGAUAACAUAGAACUAGGGUGAUCGAUGGGUCGAAGGGCUUAUUUAUUACCACGUUUUAUCUCUAAACUUAUCUCAGAACUCCGAAUGAGUUUGCCCCCAAGGAUGUGACGAUGACCUUUGAUGUGAAGUUUGGCAUUGUGUAGCUAUCAUUUAACAUGAGUAAUUCAGCGGGUUAGGCAACAUCUGUGGAGAACAUGAAUAGACGACGCUUCGGAUCGGGUGACAACUCAGUCUGAAGAAGGGUCCGUCAUUCCCCUCCACGGAUAGUGCAUAACCCGCUGCGUUUCUCCAGCACUUCGUGCUUUAUUCGAAAAUAUACGAUCCUUUUGAAUUGGUUUGAAAGUCAAGUGGCGAUUCUGUUCUUCCUCGAUGGGAAGACGCUCGUGGAUGUCAUAAUAUCGAAGCGACUCGAAAACGUUUUAACGAUCCCACAGAUAACUAGUGAUGCCGAUCGAAGGACAUAAAGGCAUGGGGCGUGUGUCCAAAUCUGAUGAGGGUUCCAGAGAUGGUUCGAGGGGAAGUUCAUGCAGUUCAACUCCUCUGGCUGACACCGAUCGACUCAAGGAUAAAAUGCGCCGCCGUAUUGAAUCAAGAGAUACCUGGUUCUCCCUGGAGUUUUUUCCUCCACAAACGGCCGAUGCUGCUGUUAAUCUGAUCCCCAGGUUUGACCACAUGGCUGUUGGUGGGCCGCUCUUCAUUGAUGUCACCUGGCGCCCUGCUGGGGACCCAGGUGGCGACAAAGAGACAUCUUCUAUGACCAUUGCCAGUACAGCAGUAAAUUAUUGUGGCCUCGAGACACUGUUGCACUUAACCUGCUGUAACCAAACUAAGGAUCAGAUCACACAGCACCUGAAGAAGGCUCAUAGCCUUGGACUGAAGAACAUAUUUGCACUCCGUGGUGAUCCCCUGGGUGAUGAGUGGAAGACUGAAGAAGAAGGAUUUAAUUAUGCUAGUGACUUGGUCAAACACAUUCGCUGCGAGUUUAAUGACUAUUUCGACAUCUGUGUGGCUGGUUACCCAACUGGGCACCCUGAUUGCGGCAGUUACAAGGAGAAUCUCAGACAUCUGAAAGUAAAGACAGAUGCUGGCUCAGACUUUAUCAUCACCCAACUAUUCUUCAAACCUGAGACCUUCCUAAAGUUUUAUACGGACUGCCGUGCAAUAGGAAUUACUUGCCCCAUUCUGCCAGGGAUAUUUCCCAUUCAGAGUCAUCACUCACUGCGACAACUGGCGAAACUCUCCAAGCUGCAGGUUCCACAGGAAAUCAAAGAUGUCAUUGACCCAAUCAAGGAUAAUGAUGAUGCUGUUAGAAACUAUGGUAUUGACUUGGCCACUGACAUGUGCAGGGUUCUACUGAAGUCGGGGUUGGUGCCAGGGCUCCACUUCUACACCCUGAACCGAGAGGUGGCUACUGUUGAGAUUUUGAAACGACUCGGACUGUGGACUGAGGACCCUAGGCGAGUGUUGCCAUGGACCAUCAGUGCCAAUCCAAAGCGAAAGAUUGAGGAUGUCCGACCGAUAUUUUGGGCUUCAAGGCAGAAGAGUUAUAUCUACAGAACCCAGGACUGGGAUGAAUUUCCAAAUGGAAGAUGGGGGAACUCAUCAUCUCCUGCAUUUGGCGAGUUGAAUGAUUACUAUCUUUUCUAUCUGACGAAUAAAUGUCCCAAGGAGGACCUGCUGAAGAUGUGGGGGGAAGAACUGGUAGACAAAAAUAGCAUCUUCGAUGUCUUCACAGCAUAUGUCACUGGGCAGCCCAACAGCAAUGGGAUAAAGGUGACAUGCAUGCCCUGGAACAAUGAUGCUCUGGCACCAGAAACAUCCUUGAUGAAAAAUGAACUGGAGAAGGUGAACCAAAUGGGAAUUCUCACCAUAAACUCCCAGCCCAACAUUAAUGCUAAACCUUCAACUGACCCCAUGGUGGGCUGGGGGCCUGAGGGAGGCUAUGUAUUUCAGAAGGCAUAUCUUGAGUUUUUUACCUCCUCUGAAAAUAUAUCUACUCUGCUCAAAGUUCUGAAGAAAUAUGAAAUGCGUGUGAACUACCAGAUUGUGAAUGUGAAGGGCGAGAAUAUAAAUAAUGCUUUCAAUCUGCAACCGAUUGCGGUUACAUGGGGUGUCUUUCCAGGACGUGAGAUAAUUCAGCCCACAGUGGUCGAUCCUAUCAGCUUCAUGUACUGGAAGGAUGAAGCCUUUGCCCUGUGGAUUGAACAAUGGGGAAAAUUGUAUCCUACUGGCUCUCACUCUCAAAAGAUAAUUCAAGAUAUUCAUGAUCAGUAUUACCUGGUCAAUCUUGUGGAUAAUGACUUUCCACUUGAGAACUGUCUCUGGCAGGUUAUUGAUGACCUCUUUAAGUUAAAGGCAUCAGAACAGACGCAUGGUUCAGCUUGAGACAUACCAGUGGAGUUAAGUUGUCUCAAUGUCCAGGAUAACUUGCAAUCUCAAAUAGGCAUUAAAUGUUGAUGUGCCCAUGAACUCAACAUGAGAGGAACACCACAUCUCAGCCUGCCGUGUGCAAAUCAAGAUGUCCCUGAACUGAGCAGAAUGGAUUUCUAAUAGUAUUUGAUGGUGUGUUGUGAUUUGUGUUGCUUUGCACAGAACGAGCAGUAUUUCUAUAGGUUUCAGCGGAAGAACAGGAUUGAAUAAGUACUUGGUUCUGGCAAAGCUGUUAAUAAUGGAAGAUCAUUUAUUUAUUAUGUCUCCAUAUCUCCAUUGUUCAGCAAAUGCCAAAUGACCAUUUUUCAUUUGGAUGUAAUGGUAAGUACUCUGCAAGAGUUAGGAAAUUGCACCUGAAGCUUGACUGCUUUUGCCAAACAUCUAGACUGGAAUCAUUCAGUAUCUGCUAGUCUAAUCAGAGCAGGCAAUUGUUGUCGCUUGUUUACAUCCCCUUACCACUUUGCACACGUGUAACACUUGUUGUAUUGUAGUAGUUGAGAUCCUAACCAAAAAUCUCAUUCUAAGAGUAAGUAGUGUGGAUUGGAUAAAUUACAUUUCCACAGUGGAGUGGGGUGUCACAGGUAAUAGGGUUCAGUGACCAACAUCGCCUGGGCCCAUGACUAAACCAAUUUUUGUUGUCUCACUACAAGCCCAUAUUGCAAUGUUCAGUGAUGAGAUCAGAGGUUUAUGGGGUAAAGUUGUUUAAGUCUAACCCACUGAAUUGAUAGCUUACAAUUUAGACCUGCCACCAGCUAUUCUCUUGAAUAAUUCUGAUCUCUUCUUGUUUUCAUGUUUUUCUUAAUAUUUGCUGGAAGACAGAUGCUUUUCCUGGACUGUGCAAUGAACAUGUCUUGAUAUAAUCUAGGUAUUAAAAUAACCCUGAACCCAUGUUUAAGUUUAGUUUAGAAACUGGCUUAAACCGUCUUGUUUUCGAUUCUACAUUGUGGAAAGCCCUAUUGUUGGCUGCUGAGCUGCAGUAUAUUUAUAUAACUAGGAAUCAGUGAUGUUACAGGGUCCUAGCAUGAGUGUGGCAGUAAAGAUGCCAAAUGUCCCUCUAUAGAUUCCAUCAAUCCCAUGUGCAGGAUCUGUUGAAAUAAUCUGAGCAGCCUGGAAAUGUGAGGAAUAGAUAGUGCCAUAGUAUUUUUUAAUGUUUGUCUGAGGGUGCAGUUGGAGGUGUGUUCGAAUCACUAGCGAGGGAUAUAAAAUCAUGUAUUUAUUUGGGUACUAUUGUGGGAGUUUGCGACAUGUAAAUCACUGCUGUAUUUCUUUAACUUCCAACAGUAACCACUUCAAUAAAAUGCAUUGGCUACAAAGCUCUAACAAUAAAAGGGAAAAAAAACUUGGAUAUAGAUCUGGCACUAAAUUCAGAUUAUGACAAAAUUUCUCAACAUCAACCUUGCAAAGUCCAACUCGAACGGCUGUCUGGUGUCUAAAUUUGGACAGCUGUUGUAACAAGUUAUAGCUGAUGUAGGCAUACUCCUAAAGCCAUAACUUACUUAAAAUGUGCCAAAAUGCUUCCUCAAUCCCCGAGUAUAUCCUGUCCUGCUGGCAGGACAGACCGAGUAGGAGUAAUAGCAUAGUAGUAUUCGGGUGGGAGAAAAUAGCCCUGCCAGUCCUCAAUAUUGACUAGCUCCUGAGAAGUCUCCUGGCAUCUGGUUGAGCACAAAAAAAGAAACCUUCCCCUGAUUAUUGCCAACAGCUAAUGAGACGUCUCUCCAUACCUGUAUUACACAAUGUUUGGAAGUAUCAAAGAUACAGAAUGUACUCUGGACGGAGUGCGAAAGUGUUCACCACCAAGAAUGCUUGGGAGCGCCAGCACUGAUUAAACUAAAGGACAUGGCUGCCAAACUGAGUCUUAAUCAACAUGAGCUAUAAUUCAGCUCAAUUUGGGGAAAUUAAGGAAUUUGCCAACACCAUUUGCAUUUAAAUGUCACUGCCAACAUUUCUUAAACAGCCAAGAGAAAAGUAAAUGUUUAAAUUAUGUCAGCUUGCUGAUGUAACCCACUUAUUAAAUGUAACCAUUGCUAAACGACUAAUUUUGUAAGACAUUUGUAAACGGUGAAAUAAUCACCUGACUGCAUAAGCUUGGUGGUAGUUGGACAUAUCCUUAGUUUGAGUUGCCUCUGGCCUUUUGUGGGAUGGGCACUGUGGGAAGUCCCCAACAUUAGGAGAUGCAUAGUUGCCAAGGGUAAGUGAGCUUGUGGAAUUCGUGGGAGAUAUUUUGGGUGAAAAAUUCUGUGGAAUAUGAAGAUCUCUGAAAAGAAGCAUUGGUAAUAAUACUCUUUGACAUCACUUCUACUGAUUAUUAAAAUACUAUGCUUUACUUCGAAUUGCUGGCUUUUUCUUCAUGGCUAAAAGUACUACAGAAGGUGAUCAAACACCUUGGCAUAUGCUAUGGAUAGGCUACAGUUGGGAUAGGCUACAGUUCAUCACCUUUCAUCUGCAUGCAUGUGGCAAAUUCAGUUGUCAAGGGGCAGCAAUUUAUAUUAGACACCUGAAUCUGCUUCAAGGAAUCCACUGGUCCUGAGAUAUCUAAUUCAAGGUUCUCUUCUCCAAUGUCAGCUAAAUGCUAGGAUUUAACUUGUUUGGUGCCAGGCUAUGCCCUCAAAGAUCUAGUAUCUGGUUUAGGCUAAUGUUUUAAUACACAUCUUAAGUUGUUUUUAACUAAAGGAACAAAAAGAAAGUCUGAAGAAGGGUGUCGACCCGAAACGUCACCCGUUCCUUCGCUGCAGAGAUGCUGCCUGUCCCGCUGAGUUACUCCAGCAUUUUGUGUCUACCUUCAAAAAUAAAUACAAUACUCCCCCA
Messenger RNA from Leucoraja erinaceus (little skate), 6070 nucleotides. RefSeq names its product methylenetetrahydrofolate reductase (NAD(P)H) (gene mthfr). The record is from RefSeq and is a predicted model, not a curated record. Bases 1280 to 3220 code for a protein of 646 amino acids. The transcript has 12 exons. Gene Ontology annotation, biological process: tetrahydrofolate interconversion. Gene Ontology annotation, cellular component: cytosol. Lineage: Eukaryota; Metazoa; Chordata; Chondrichthyes; Rajiformes; Rajidae. Gene Ontology annotation, molecular function: FAD binding; methylenetetrahydrofolate reductase [NAD(P)H] activity.